UUCAAGGCGGCUCUUUCUCUCUCCUCUUUCCCCAAAUUCUUCCCGCCACGAUUUCUCAAUCUCUCUCUCUCUCUCUCGCUCGAUUUUACCAGACAAAUUCAAAGUUCAAUUCUACCUUGAAUUUUACUCAUCGAAGUUUAAUCGAAUUUCUGACAGAUUUCAAUUGUUGAUGUCUUGAUGAAUUUCACUUGUACGGUUCUGCAUGUCCAAUUAUAACGCAUAAACCCUAGAUUUUUUCCCCUCGUUUGUGUUUUUUUUUUUGGGCUUUUAAUGUUUUUUUUCUGGUUGAUUUAAACUAGUUUAUCUGCUGUGGACGUUUUUGUAAAUAAUUCUUGGGUUAAUUGGUAGUUUUGAAAUGAUAAAUUUUAUUUGAAUUUGUUCUUCUGGUGACGCGAUGGAAUUUGCAGAAGAAAGUUGAGGCAAGAUGAAAGCUUCAGGUCAGCGGAAGAGAAAGGUAGGAGAGGUUUCUGAAGAGAAUCGGAAAAGUAUUGGUGCGGUAAUGAAGAAAUCUGCAAAUGGAAGCUGUAAACGGCGUCCGAAACCAGCAGGGGAGUGUAAACUUUUGUUGCCCAAAAAUGACCUAAAGGAGAAACCUUCAACAACUGCUCAUUCACCUGGUGAAACAACUAAAGUUACUAACCCAUCUAAUAAGGAAACAGCGAAGGUUCAAAACGUCAAGGUUCAGAAGGGAGACAGAUUGACUUCUUCAAAGAUUAAAUUGCAGCUCUUUCCAGUAAAUUCAAUGACUCGGUUGAAGUUGGAGAAGGAUGGUCAUAAUCCAUUCUUGGAACUCACUCUAAGUGUUCAGAAGAAAGUUUCAUCUGUGAUUAAGCACCUUAAUACCAAGUGGGGCUGUUCUAGUGCAGCGCUUGGAGAGCUUAUGCUUUUUCCCUAUGAUGUAAGAUUGGAAAACAUUGCUUCAUCCAGAAGCUGGACUUCAGAUUGUGGUAGCUUUACCGCUGGAGAGCUGCAUGAGGCUCUAGAAACUCCUUCAAUUUUUCGCUUAAAGUAUGGAUGGUUCACUAAUCUUCAUGUGGAGGCUUGUGGGGUUUCUCUUACAUCUACAGCUACGGAGGAGCAGUCAGAAUCCAAGCAUAGUCAGAACGACUGCAGUUUGUUUUCAAGGAUGACACAUGAUCAAAGGAAAACUAUUACUGCUGCAAGUCAAGGGAUCCAAAGCCCAAUCAACAUGCAUGAAGAGGAGGAUGUAGCCAGAACUAAGCAGAUGCCAACUUUGUUAUCUGUUGACCAUGUGGUCGUCAAUGAUGUUCCUCUACCCCCAGCAGUAUCAUGGGAUGACAGCUUCACUAGCUUGAGCAUAGGAGGUUUGCUAUCUGAAGCUUCUUUGCUAAAUAAGAUAAAUAAUCCCACUGAAGGAUCAGACAACAAAUCCAACUUGCAGCCUAUUGAGUUAGUUUCUGAUAUAAGCAUAGGAGCUUUGCUGUCUGAGGCAUCUUUGCUGGACAAGAUCAAUAAUCAUGAACAGAGAUCAUGCAAGUCUUUAAGCUUCCAGCUAACUCAGCCAGUGUCUGAUUCAUGUAGAAGGGACUUGAUGUCUGGGGUGUCCUAUCAAUGCAAUGUUGAGAACCCUGAUUUGAAGGCAGAAAAUGAAAAAGGAUUUCAGCCUGUUUACUCAGCUUCAGAAAUAGUUAUUGGUGGCUUACAGUCUGAAGAAUCCUUGCAAGGCAAGAUUAAUGCCUUUGAUGCAGCAUCCAGCAGGCCAGGACCGAAGCCAACUAUGGAGAAUGGAGCUUCACAAUUUUUAUUUCCAUGGGAUGAUAGUAUGAUAUCCUUGAGUAUUGGAGGCUUGCUCUCUGAAGCAUCCUUACAACGGUACUUUAGUUGUUGCAACCCAAAGUCAAAAGAGGCUGCAUCAAGCGUUACCUUAAAUUCAUCUGAACCUUUUGCUGCCUCACAACUUAAUUUACAUCCUCCAGCGCCUAAGUCACUUGUACCUGACUCAUUCUCUUCUAUCUUGGAUGCUGAAGAGACAUGCCAUGCCUUUUCCUUUGAAAAUCUCUCUUCAUCAAGAAAAAAAUCUAUGACUUCUGAUGGAGGAGACAAAUCUACGGGAUCCUGCAAUGCCUUCAAAUCAAAGACAUCCACACCGCCUCAUACAAAUGAGCUCGACGAACCAAGCCAAGCUUGCAAAUGAUCCUGCUGACCAGAAACUGAUGACUAAAGUUUUGCCUCAUCGUCAAGGAGCGUCUGAUGAAGCCAGCAGCCUUGGGCUAAGAGCAAAUAAAUGCAACGAGUUCAUGGGACCCUUUGAUCCGAGUCUACCCACUGCACUGCAGGUUACUACUGGUGGAGACGGUCUUAGUCUCAGCGGAUUUGUUUGGUAGCUCUCAAAUUUCUGUGGUGAAAGAAAGCAAAUCAACUUGAAACCACUUGAGGAAAAAGUUCUAGAAACUGAGAAAUUUGUGUUUCCUUACCUGGUAGUAUUGCAAAGACAGAUUUGGUUCGUUGUGUAGGAGGAAUGAUAGUUGCAAGGAAAAUUUGCAAAUUGACCAUGGCAAGAAUUACAUCUUGCUUUGGAUCAUAUACAAAUUAGGAAAUCCCCAAAUUGGGAUUUCAGGUAUAGAUUAGUUAAUGGUAUGUGAAUUUUGGUGUCUUCACCACAUUUUUAAAAAUUAGAGCAAAGAGAUUUUUCUUGUGAGUUGUGACUGCCUGGUGGUCAGAGUUACAGUUAAGCAAUUAAAGUUGCUGAUAAAUAUCUGAUACUUGGCCGAACAAUUUGGUGUUGUAUGAGGGUCGAGAAUACGCAGUAUCCAUUAUAACUUUCUGAUC
Messenger RNA from Coffea arabica (coffee), 2790 nucleotides. Lineage: Eukaryota; Viridiplantae; Streptophyta; Magnoliopsida; Gentianales; Rubiaceae. The record is from RefSeq and is a predicted model, not a curated record.